AUGGGGACUCCAAAGGAUCACAUUGAAGAGAUAAGAAGGAACAAGUUCUCCAUUGGGGGCACACCAAACCCAUUGAUUGAAGACUUGCAUCAAGCUGUUAAAAAUCUCUCUGUUGAACUUUAUGCCAAAGAUGUUCAUUUUCUCAUGGAACUCAUUCAGAAUGCUGAAGAUAAUCAGUAUUCUGAAGGAGUGAGUCCUUCACUUGAGUUCAUCAUAACUACUAAGGACAUAACAGCUACUGGUGCUCCAGCCACGUUACUGAUUUUCAACAAUGAAAAGGGUUUCUCCCCUAAAAACAUUGAAUCUAUAUGCAGUGUUGGACGGUCCACAAAGAAAGGCAAAAGGAGCAGUGGUUACAUAGGCGAGAAAGGAAUUGGUUUCAAGAGUGUAUUUCUAGCUACUACUCAGCCACAUAUUUUUAGCAAUGGAUAUCAGAUACGGUUCAACGAGAAUCCUUGUCAACAUUGCGGCCUUGGCUAUAUAGUUCCUGAAUGGGUUGAGAAGCCAACCCAUCUUGACAUAGAGGAGAUAUAUGGUGCUGGUGACAAUGCUGUUCCAACUACAACAGUUGUCUUACCUCUGAAGCAGGAUAAGGUCAAUCCGGUGAAACAGCAGCUGUCAAAUGUUCAUCCAGAAGUUCUGUUGUUCCUUUCUAAGAUCAGACACCUUUCUGUCAGAGAAAGUAAUCAUGAUCCAAAGCUGAACACUGUGAACUCCAUAUCUAUUUCAAGUGAAAUUAACUUUGCAACAAGGAAAAACAUGAAUGCUGAGUCGUACACACUUCAUCUAUCUGCUGAGGAAAAUGGUGGUUCUGAAAAGGAAUGCAGCUACUAUAUGUGGAAGCAGAAGUUUCCUGUCAGGUCUGAAUAUGUGGUGGAAAGGAGAAGGGAUGUUGAGGAAUGGGCUGUUACAUUAGCCUUACCAAAUCAAGAGAGGCUUCAUAGGGGAAGGACCUCACCUGGGGUCUAUGCAUUUCUUCCUACAGAGAUGGUAACUAACUUCCCCUUCAUAAUUCAAGCAGAUUUUGUCCUAGCUUCGUCAAGGGAGACAAUUCUCUUUGAUGAUAAGUGGAACGAAGGAAUACUAGAUUGUAUUCCUUCAGCAUUUAUGGAUGCUUUCAAAACACUUGUCAUAGGAUCAGAUCAAGCUCCCUUGUCCAGUUUGGCUCCCAUGUUCAAAUUCAUUCCCAUUAAUAGUUCUCCUUAUGAGAAGUUAAAUCAUGUGAGGGAGAAAAUCAAAUCAAAACUGCUUGAUGAAAAAAUUAUUCCUAUUGAGACAUAUAAAGAGCAGAAGCAUUUCUUUAAGCCUUGUGAAGUUGGAAGGCUACUGCCUCAAUUUUGGAGUAUUUUGUCUGAGGCUCGUGCGCAAGGAGUGCUCUUGCUUAACCUAUCAUCUCACGAUGGAAUUAAAAUUUUGAGUUCUUCAUUUGAUAAAAGCCAGUAUGAUGGAAUACUAAAUUUUUUAGGAGUUCAACAGGUCAAAGUUGAUUGGUAUGCAAAGUGCAUUCGAAGUUCCAAUCUUGUGGAUGGAGUAUCUGAAGAUGUUUAUCUGAAGCUUCUACAGUUUGUUGCUACAAACUGGGAAAUGAAGUUUGAUGGAUCCAACAUGGUUAGCAUUCCUUUGUUGAAGUAUGUGUGUUCUGAUGGGAGCCUGUCCUAUUUCAGUGUUUCUGAUUGCACCUACGGUGGAAAGCAAUUAGUUAUAGCAGACCCGAAUCAGUUAUGUCCAUGUUCUUGGAUGAUUGAUUGGAACUGGGAGUUUUCAGGUGCAUCCAACCUGUUUUUUUUGCCAGAAUUGACACAGAAAGCUGUCUUGCAUUUUCCCCACAGGCAAACUUUAUUGGAAUGGCUGGAAAAUGAAGUUAACGUGACUACUUUGAAUGUGCACUCUUUUGCAAAUUUACUUUGCAGUUCUAUUAAAGGAAACUGUAAACGUGCUAUUACAUAUGCUCACUUUUUAUAUCAUUCUUUGUCUAAUGGUUACUUGUCAAGUCGGGAGGUCGAUGGCUUGGUUACUUCUAUGCCACUUGUUGACAACUAUGGACAUGUGACUGACAGUAGAAAAGGGGUUCUUUUACCUGCAAAUGUGAGCAAAUGGGCAGACCUGAUUGUUUCGAAUCCAUGGAGAAGUGAAAAUUAUGUUGAGCUGGGAAAGGAGUAUUUACAGCAAUCUUGUUAUGCAGGCCAAUCCACAGACUAUAAGGAACUAAUCGAAUUCCUGAAAGAUCAUGCUGAUGCAUCUGACAUUCCUUAUAUAUCUCCGCCAAAUGCUGGGUUUCCUGGUGUAGAUACACCACUUACAAAAGAUAAUGCUUUUUUACUCUUAGAUUGGAUUCGGAACCUGAAGUAUAGAGGAGUGCAUCUACCAGAGAGGUUCUUGAAAUGCAUAAAGGAAGGAAGCUGGCUUAAAGUUACAAUCACUGGAUGGAGGCCACCCUCAAAGUCAUUCUUAAUUCGCUCAUCAUUGGGAAGAAUUUUGCAAAGUGGUUCUGUUCUUGUUGACAUUCCAUUGGUCGAUGAGAGUUUCUAUGGUAGAAGAAUACUUGAGUAUGAGGAGGAGCUGAAAACAGUUGGUGUGAUGUUCAGUUAUGAGCAAGCGUGUGAAUUCAUUGGAAAAGAACUAAUGAAUCGUGCAGAAUCUUUCACUUUAAGCAGGAAUCAUGUUAUUUUGAUGCUGAAAUUCAUCCAAUAUCUGAGACAAAGCCUUCUUCCUUCAGACAAAUUUGUCAACAGCAUCAGAAAGGGAAGCUGGUUAAAGACAUCUCAUGGUCUGAGGUCUCCCGUCGGAUCUGUAUUAUAUGAUUCGGGAUGGGGAGUUGCAUCACAAAUUAGUGCCAUCCCUUUUAUUGAUCAGGUUUAUUUUGGUGAGGAAAUAUAUAAUUUCAAAGAGGAGCUUAAGUUGCUUGGCGUUAUAGUUGGCUUCAAUGGAAAUUACAAUGUUGUAAUUGAUCAUAUAAAGCCAGCCUAUAAUUUGGCAUGUUUAACAGCUGAGGCUGUUCUGUUGAUAAUGGAAUGUAUAAAACAGUCCUCUAGCUCAGGUGGUAAACUCUUAAAUUUAUUCAAAGGUAUGAGCUUUCUGAAGACAAAUAAUGGAAUGUAUAAAACACCAGGUGAAUGUUUUUUGUAUGAUCCUGUAUGGGGCUGCCUUUUCGCGGUGUUUAGUGAUUUUCCAGUGAUUGAUCACAAGUUCUACGGUGAUAAGAUAUUUAAUUACAAAGGUGAAUUAAAGAAAACUGGGGUGGUGGUUGAUUUUGAGGAGGCUAUCCAAAAAUUUCAUUGCCUCUUCAAACAAGCCUCAAAACGUUCAUUUACCCCACAACAUGUCAAGUCUCUUCUCCAUUGUUUCAGGCUGCUGAAGGGAACUCAAUAUAGAUUUCCUGCUGAUUUCUUAUCGACUGUACAAAAUGAGAAGUGGUUGUUUACUCGAGUUGGUGGUUAUAGAUGUCCCACAGAUUGCAUUUUUUAUGGUGUGGAGUGGAAAUCUAUCUCUACAAUAACUUGUCUUCCUUUUAUUGAUGACAGUGACAACUGUUAUGGUCAAGAAAUACACAAGUACAAGGAAGAGCUGAAGAGCAUUGGUGUUGUUACUGAAUUGAAAGAUGGGGUGAUGUUUGUGCCUAAAUGUUUGAAAUUUCCUUUAGAUCCCUCCACCAUUACUCCUGAAAGUGUGUUAGCUUUUCUGGGAUGCAUCAGACUUUUAAUGCACAGGACUAAUCUUUUCAUUGAAGAUGACUUCAGAAGAAGACUGUGCAGAAAUUGGUUGAAGACACAUGCUGGUUAUAGGCCACCGAAAAAAUGUUUGUUGUUCGAUUCCAAGUGGAAUUCAUUCUUGAAGCCAACUGAUGGGCCUUUCAUUGAUGAGAAUUUUUAUGGUCCCAAAAUUUCAUCUUACAAGAAAGAACUCAAUGCAAUUGGGGUCAUUGUUGACAUUGAGAAAGGGUGCUUCUUGGUUGCUAGUCACCUUGAGUGUCUCUCUGAUUAUAACACCAUCGUGCAAGUAUAUAGGUACUUAAGUGAAUACAAGUGGAAACCAGAAGAUAAAUCUGUCCCAAAGAUUUGGAUUCCAGACAAUGAAAUCUGGGUGAAUCCUGAAGAAUGUAUCAUACAUGAUCAGGAUGAACUUUUUGAUUCAGAAUAUUAUGUUUUGGAAGAUAUCUAUGAAAAGGAUAUUCUUCCUUUUUUCUCAUUUGCCAUGGAAGUGAGGAACAAGCCUUCAAUUGAUGAUUAUGUUGACCUGUGGAAGCAUUGGGAGGAUUCAUUGGAACAACUGUCAUACGACAAGUGCUCUAAGUUCUGGAUGUUUAUGCUGAAACAUGCGAGCUCAAGUGUGGAGAAGAAACUCUCUGAAAAGUUGAUGAAAUUGCCUGCAACAUCAGGCAACAAUAAAAUCAUUUUGUUAGAUAAGGAGGAUGUUUUUAUUCCUGAUAACCUUUAUCUGAAGAGGCUUUUUGAGAAUGAGAAUGUUUUUGUCUGGUUUCCUCAGAACAUGGCACCAUUGUACAGGUGUAAAUUGUUUGACAUCUAUAGAAAAAUUGGUGCUCAAAAUAUCUCUGAAUCUUUGUCUAAGGAAGAGUCAUCCUUACUGAAUGGCGAUGAAUUUAAUCAGGUUGAUGCUUGUAAUAUUUUCAACAUGAAGGGGUUAGUCAAGCUUAUUCUUGGUUUUCUUGCUUGUUCUAGCCUCAAAAUGAAACAAGAUGAGAGGCACAAUGCUGUUCAAGGCCUACUCAACCUUAGUUUCUUUGAGACAAUGAAGCCAGUCACCGUAAGCUAUAGUUUAUCACUGUCAUCAGGUGACAUCAUUAGCAAGAAGGCAAACAGAAUGGUGCGGUGGGAAAGGGAAAGUUCCAAAUUUUUCACUCAGAAGAUGGAUGGGCAUCCUGGAAAUGGAAGUUUGAUAAAAUAUGCUACCUAUUUCUCUGAAACAAUAUCAGAGGGUGUUUUGCGCGAGAAUCAUGAUCAUGUUCCUGCACUAUCUGAGCUGAUCAAGUUGGCUUUUCUGUUGAAAUUCAACAAUGAGGCAAUUGAAUUUCUUAUGGAGUCCAAGAACUUGCAGAUUUUUGGUGGAGAUCAGAAGUUCCUUACUUCUGGCUUCCUAUCUGACUAAGUCUACUGCAUUGAUGUUUAAAAUGUUUAAACUAAGGUUUGCAUAUUACCAUAUGUGUAUUUAUAAAUUCUGUUUCAAAGUUUGCUUGUUCCCUUGUGUGGUGUGUGAUUAGUUAAUGACAGAGAAAAAUGUUGCAUUAGCUGUUAAGACUUGAAGUAUUAGUUACUCAGUUUCAUGGUCAAUGCUUUGGUUUUCGUUGUCUGAAUGAAUAUUUCCCAUGUUUAUAAUCUCUCUUAAUAUCUUUAAUUUUGUUUGAUGAAAAAUUGGACCUUGCUACAUUUGUGGUCUUGAAAGUCUCAUAUUACUAUUAGU
Molecule: messenger RNA, 5415 nt
Organism: Abrus precatorius (Indian licorice)
Lineage: Eukaryota; Viridiplantae; Streptophyta; Magnoliopsida; Fabales; Fabaceae
Exons: 4
Coding region: 1-5103 (1700 amino acids)
Source: RefSeq, a predicted model, not a curated record